GCAGCCCAACUGUACUUUGUUGGCUGGGAAGUUGGAGAAGGGGGUAGAGUACAAAUCUAGAUCUGUCCUAUAUAUUUUUUUCCCUUCAUUGAACCGUGCUUUGUAUGAUGUCUGAGAAUGUCCAUUUCUGGGACUCUUAGCAAUUAUUAUGUCGACUCUAUUAUAAGUCAUGAAAGUGAAGACUCGCCUUCAGCUAAAUUUUCAUCUGGGCAAUAUACAAGUUCCAGGCAAGCUGGGCACAAUGAGCAUCUAGAAUUCCCCUCCUGUAGUUUUCAGCCAAAACCUCCAGUUUUCAGCGCCUCCUGGACUCCUUUGAAUCCACAUUCUUCUGGUACCCUUCCUGCCGUCUACCAUCCAUAUAUUCAACAUCAAAGCGUCCCAUCUGAUAGCAGGUAUCUACGGAGCUGGCUGGAUCCAGUACCCAGAGCAGAGAACCUCCCUGGGCAGGGAUCUGUUAAGGCAGAGCCGCUGCUGGGCCGUCCCGGGGAUGUCCAUAAACAGGGAACACAGGAGUACAAUUUAGAAACUUCUGCUGCAAGGGAAGGGAUCGUUUCCAAUCAAAGGCCCAGCUUCGAGGACAAUAAAGUUUGUGAAGGAAGCGAAGACAAAGACAGGACAGAUCAAACCAACCCAGCUGCCAGCUGGCUUCACGCCCGCUCCUCCAGGAAAAAACGAUGCCCUUACACCAAAUACCAGACCCUGGAACUAGAGAAGGAGUUUUUAUUCAAUAUGUACCUGACGAGGGACCGUAGACACGAAGUGGCCAGACUCCUCAACCUGAGUGAGAGACAAGUCAAAAUCUGGUUUCAGAACCGAAGGAUGAAAAUGAAGAAAAUGAACAAGGAACAGGGCAAAGAAUGAAAAAAAAAAACCCACGAAAAACACAAAAAAACAAAAAACAACCCCAAACACCAGAAAAGCGCCAUCUCCCCCUUCCCCCCCCCAGCUCCCAGCCUCCGCGGCCGCGCACCCCCACUGUAGUGCUGCCAAAUCCCCCAAACACGCGGGGAAACCCUCCCCGUUUUCCAUCUCCACCUUUGCAUGCGAGAUGUUGCUUAUUAUUCUCUUUUUAUCUUCUUAGUAUUGCCACAUAGGAGGCAACUUAGCCAAAACUGCAGCUCCUUUUUGGGGACACAUGCUGGGUUUUGUUUCUGUUCUCUUGUUUUCUUUCUCUAUUUUUUUUCCUUUCUCUUUUCUUCUCCCUACAGUGUAACAUAGACACAGGCUCCUGUCUGAGCAGCAGCUUUCUCUGCUUGCAUUUUCUCCAUGGAAAGCAAGACGGUAAACACAACUGGCCACAAACCACCCUGGCCCAAGCCCCCACCAAACCUCGCUGUCUUUCUUUAUCCACGUAAGGACAAUGAUUCUCUAUAGCGUUCACAACACCCCGGCACACACACACACACACACGCACACUCACGCACACACUCACACUCACACUUUGAGGUGGCCAAGGAACCAGACGAUUUAAUUAAACUACUGCAAGACAGACACAUUCGUAAGACUUGCGUUUGAUUGCACCCAACAAAUCAUUUUCAAUUCGCCAACUUUAUACCGGGGUAGUCGGUUAAUGACAGCCCAACUCCCAACCGCGCUGGGUUUUCCCCCCCCCCGCCUUUUUUUUUUCUUUUUAGUUUGUUUUAUUAUGCGGGAUUUUUAUUUGAAUGGUGCCAUGGCAGAUAUGUGACUUUGACCUGAAAGUUUAGUAGAAUCUUUACAGGCAAACCUCCUCAUCUGGUAGUUUUAUACUGGGUCACUUGGAAGAGGAGAAAAGACGGGGAGGGAGGCGAGAGAGUGUGUGGGGGGCACUCUCAGAGCCGCAUUGUAAAUUAUUUAGGAGAAAAAGGGGCGGAAGAACCCCUGCCAACUUAUUCCUAACUUUUAGAGGAGAGGAAGAAUGGGAUUUUCUAGUUAAAAAACUACCUUAGUAGAGCUAUAAGGGAGGGGAAGGUUGUGUUCUUAGUGCUAGCAUAUUUAUAAUUUAUUGUGAAUUGACUUUUCCUAAAGCAGUAGGCUGUUGCAGAGAUAAAGUGCCAACCCUAGCCUGUGUGUAUUUCUUCCCCCUCCUGUUUGCUGAGAUGCUUUUAAUACUUGAAUGUCGGUGGGGUUUUGUUGGGGUGGGGUUUUGUUGUGGUUUUGGUUGUUGCUUGUUGUUUUUUUUUUUUUUUUCUUCCUCUUUUCUCCGCCUGAAGCGAGCUCCCGGCAUGUUUUCCCAUUGCCACCCGCUUUCCUCCGGGGCCCGGUGCCACGCGGGGCCGGGGCCCGCUGCCUCCCCGGGGAAGGAGCCUCGUCCCGCGGGUGGCACAGGGGGAUGCGGCGGCUCCGCGCUGCCCGCCCCCCCCCGCCCCUCAUCCUCAUCCUCAUCCUGAAGAAGCGUUUAGAGUAACAAAUAUAGACCUUGCUGGUCUCAUGUCAUGCCGGCCGGAGCUGAUUUCUCAUCUGACAGAUCCGCUGGAGGUUUCUCCAACCCGCCCGUGCGGGACUGGUUUCCCUUUAUCUCUGUAAGACUUAACUUUG
Molecule: messenger RNA, 2517 nt
Organism: Grus americana (Whooping crane)
Lineage: Eukaryota; Metazoa; Chordata; Aves; Gruiformes; Gruidae
Gene: HOXB9
Product: homeobox B9
Exons: 2
Coding region: 118-861 (247 amino acids)
Biological process (GO): proximal/distal pattern formation; regulation of transcription by RNA polymerase II; DNA-templated transcription
Cellular component (GO): nucleus
Molecular function (GO): DNA-binding transcription factor activity, RNA polymerase II-specific; RNA polymerase II cis-regulatory region sequence-specific DNA binding
Source: RefSeq, a predicted model, not a curated record